AUGAAGGUCAUCAAUAUUGCUCUGACCAGUGCGGUGCUCGCCAUGGCCCAGGCUAGUCCUAUUGCUACCCGUGAAACUACUAUCACCGACGCCGACAUCCUCAACUAUGCACUGACGCUCGAGCACCUCGAGGCCACCUUCUAUGAGGACGGGCUCAAGAACUACACUCGCGAAGAUUUCCUGGAAGCUGGUUUCCAGGAUCCAUUCUACGCCAACCUGCAAGAAGUCGCGUCGGACGAGAAGAAACACGUGGCCUUCCUAACACAGGCUCUUACAGCGGCCGGUGCUUCUCCCGUCGAACGUUGCACCUACUCCUUUCCCUCAACAAACGUGAAGACAUUUCUGGCCCUUGCCAGCGUUCUCGAAGGUGUCGGCGUCAGCGCCUAUCUCGGUGCUGCCGCGUCCAUUGCCAACAAAGAUUAUCUUACUGCCGCCGGUAGUAUUCUGACGGUCGAGGCCCGCCAUAGCGCCUACCUCCGUGCGACUAUCGGCGAAGUCCCCUUCCCCCAGCCCUUUGACGAUCCUCUCGACCUCGACGAGGUGUACACCGUUGCAUCGCCAUUCAUCACCUCAUGCCCCUCCAGCAACGGAAAGCUCCCUGUGAAGGCAUUCCCUUCACUGACAGUGAAAUCGACCAGCACCAUCCGCAGCGGCUCGAAAGUCAGCGUAGUGGCUGGCAGUGGCUUCGAUGAUUCCAACCUAGGCAACCUUCACGCUGCUUUCAUUACCGUUACUGGUCCCGUCUGGACUCCGCUGCAUUACAGGGGUGAUAAAUCUUUUACCGUUACUGUCCCUGAUGGUGUUGCGGGUCAGAGCUAUGUUGUCAUCACAAAGGGCAAGAGCCAGGUAACUGAUGACAAUAUCGUUGCUGGUCCUGCUAUUAUCGAGGUUGCAAGCCCCAAGAGCACCAAGUGA
Penicillium verhagenii is the source of this 915-nucleotide messenger RNA. Its product is annotated as ferritin-like domain-containing protein. The record is from RefSeq and is a predicted model, not a curated record. Lineage: Eukaryota; Fungi; Ascomycota; Eurotiomycetes; Eurotiales; Aspergillaceae. The coding region runs from base 1 to 915 and encodes 304 amino acids. The transcript is spliced from 5 exons.